Molecule: messenger RNA, 1278 nt
Organism: Empidonax traillii (willow flycatcher)
Lineage: Eukaryota; Metazoa; Chordata; Aves; Passeriformes; Tyrannidae
Gene: SRP14
Product: signal recognition particle 14
Exons: 4
Coding region: 136-534 (132 amino acids)
Biological process (GO): SRP-dependent cotranslational protein targeting to membrane
Cellular component (GO): signal recognition particle, endoplasmic reticulum targeting
Molecular function (GO): endoplasmic reticulum signal sequence receptor activity; 7S RNA binding
Source: RefSeq, a predicted model, not a curated record
GUUGUGGGGAGCUCAGACACCGUGUCUGGAGUCAGAACGCCGAGCCGGGCCGCCCCUGGCUGCGGCCUCGUGUCCUGCGGCUCCGGCGUGGGGAAAGCCGGGAGCUCGCCUUCCCUCGGCGCUGGCUCCCGCGGGAUGGAGGGCGCGGGUCGAGGCCACGCGGGGAGAGGGGCUCGGCUCUGUGUGGUGCCCCACAACCAAGGCCGGGUCUCUUUUCUCUUGCAGUUCCUGACGGAGCUUACCAGGCUGUUCCAGAAGUGCAGAACUUCCGGGAGUGUUUUCAUAACGCUGAAGAAAUAUGAUGGCCGAACAAAACCAGUCCCACGCAAAGGCCAUGUAGAAAGUUUUGAACCAGCAGACAAUAAGUGUCUUCUAAGGGCAACUGAUGGAAAGAAGAAAAUUAGCACAGUGGUGAGCUCAAAGGAAGUAAAUAAAUUCCAGAUGGCAUACUCAAAUCUGCUGAGGGCUAACAUGGAUGGCUUGAAGAAAAAAGACAAGAAAAGCAAAACCAAGAAAAGUAAAGCAACACAGUGACAGAACAGUGUCUUACCAUCACCAUAACAGACUUGACCCGCACUCAAAGCAAAGUCCAUUUCUUUUUGAGUUACCACUUGUCUUUGGCUUUCCUUCCAGCAGGAUGCUGGGAUAUGAUCAGUACUUUUGUUUAAACUGACAGCAGAGGUGCUUUCUUUGGAUUGUUGUAUGGCAGGAGUAUGUACAGUGUUUUACUAAAAUAGCUUUAGAAGUUUUGUACUUAUACUGCUGCUGUUUGUGAAAUCUGUUUGGGGGGGUAACACAGGGUGAAGAGAAAUGCACCAUACCAGAAGGAAAGUAAGACUGGAGGAGGAGUCCCAGUGACAGAUGCCCAGUUUCAUACCUGAGCCUCAGUAAUAACAGGGAGAGCAGGUGCCAACAUAUUAUCAGGAACAGCUGCUUUCCUGUUUGUGUGUCUUAAUCUGAGGGGCAAGUCUACAUCAUGCCGUGUGGAUAUCCUUAAGGCAGCCGGCACAAUGCUGGAGCUCUUGUAGAGCCAGGCAGCUGUGCCUUUACUCCAUGCUGAUCAAGCUGUGCUGUCCCUGGGUGGGAGGAGGGUAGGACUUUGCAUCAUAUUCCCUUCAGACAUGGCCUAAAAAUGCUCAUGUCAUCUAAACUGUUAUUUUUUUUAAACUUCAUCCUUCAAUAUAUUUGGGGAUCUGAAUUUUCCUUCCUUCAUAUGAGCAGAUGUAAAAAUACUUAAUUGUUCCUAUUAAACAUAAUGAAAAAUGGAUUUGGUUGUAA